Molecule: messenger RNA, 1836 nt
Organism: Paramecium primaurelia
Lineage: Eukaryota; Ciliophora; Oligohymenophorea; Peniculida; Parameciidae
Source: the annotation of a GenBank genome assembly
AUGGGCAAGAAGAAAUUCAUCAACAAAUAGAAUGCUGCUACACUUAAAAUGGUUCAUUAACCAGGUGACAAUAAUCAAGGAGCUACAGACAUGAUUUGUUUCUAAAAAGUUAAUCAACCUGGUGCUCAAAAUGAUGAAUUGUAUUCUUAUCUUAAAAUAUUGUAGAUCUGAACUUAUUGAAAAAGAACUAAACAAAGGUAAAUUUGAUCCUAAUCUUAAACCUCGAAUCCCUUAAAUUGAUCCUACCUAAGAAGCUUUACAUUUGGUUGCAGGAAGAGAAGACCUUUGGAUUCAUCAAUUAGCUAAAUAAAAGGCUUUAUAAGCACUUAAAGAGAAAUAAGAAUAGUUCUAAGAUGUAGUAAUGAAACAUUAUGAUGAAAAUGGAUUACCUUUAGAUGGGUAUGAUUAUUCUUAACAUCUUGCUCCAGAAAGACGUAAUAAUUUUAUUAAUAUCAUAUCUUAGCUUAAGGAGAAGUAGAAUGUGUCUUUGUUGUUCCUGAAGAAGAGAGAUCAAAGGUAGUCUAUGAUAUUGAUUUCAAAAGAGAAGAAUUAACAAAAGAAUAAUAAGAAGUUUAUGAUUUAUUAAUGAAAGAAGAAGAAGAAGAAGAUGAAAAUAAUUAAGAUAAUUAAGAAGAAUUAGAUGAUGAUUUUGUUGCAAACUUAAUAUAAUAAAAUAAAUAGUAAUCCUUUUAAUAAGAAAAUGAGGAGAAAGUAGAAAAGAUAGAAAAAGUGGAGAAAGUAGUAGAAUCACCAAAAAAAUAAGUUAGAUUUUAAGAUCAAGUAGAAUCAGAUCAUGAUGAAGAUUAUGAAGAUGAAGAAGAAAUGGAAAUUACUUAUGAUAAAAAAUAAAUGAAUAAAAAAUCAUAAUAAUAAUAAUAAUAAUAAUAAAAAUAAUAAUAAUAAAAAUAGACUAAAUAAUAAUAAAGUGAUUCCGAUUCAGAAUUAGAAAUUGAUUCAGAUAUGGAAAGAGAAUUUGAAAGAGAAAUGAAUGCUUAUGAAGCACCUGAUGAUGAAGAUGAUGACCAAUAAAAUAAAGAUUUUGUUAAUGAUUAAAUGCUUAAUAAAGUUAUUGAUGAUCAUUUAAAUACUAUGACCAAAAAAUAAUAAAAAAAGUCUAAAAACUAAUAAAAAUCACAAGAUUAACCUGAAGAAACUGAAUGUAUUAUAUAUAUUCCAUAAAAUAUUUUAGAAUAAAGAGAAAGAAGACUUGAAUAUUUAAAAAAUACAGAUUAUAAUGAAUACUUAAGAUAGAAGUUCCCUAAUGCAGAUUUUUCUUAAUUCCAUUUAAAAAAGGAAAUACCACCACUUACUCCUGAAGAAGAUAUUGCAUUAUAGAAUUAUCUGAAUAGAGAAUCCAGUGAUGAAGAAUGUCCUGAUAUGGAACCAGCAGAAAAAUAUUAAGAAACUAUUGUUACUAAAUCUCUUCAUAAUACUACAAUGUCUAAAAUGAAUCCAGAUUAAUUGAACAUAAUUAAAUAUAAAUCAAAAAAUUAAGUAUCAAAUACUAAAGAAGAAAGAAUGAAAUAAAAAGAAGAAGAAAAAAAUAAAAUUAAAGAAUUAAAAUUAGAAAAAGAGAAAGUUAAAGAAGCAGUAUGUGGUAUAUAUAUUAAUUUUAUUUUAGAAACUUUGAAAUAAGUGGUAAUUAAAAAAGAAGAGACUCCUGAAGAAAAGAAACAUAGAAAAGAAUUAGUGAAAUAAUUGAAAUAAGCUUAAAAAGAGAAAAAAAAGGCAUUUAAAGAACAAUUAUAAACUAUGUCAAAAAAAUUAUAAAAAUAAAAAUUGGCUAAUAUUUAAAGUAAUUAAGCCGAAGGGAUUUCAAUUGUUAAAAUAGCUUGA